This is a messenger RNA of Spirodela intermedia, 22803 nucleotides long. The record is from the annotation of a GenBank genome assembly. Lineage: Eukaryota; Viridiplantae; Streptophyta; Magnoliopsida; Alismatales; Araceae.
AUGGCCUCCGGGAAUGAGAGGCGGGAGCUGGCGAAGCUCUGCAGCGCCAAGGACUGGUCCAAGGCCAUUCGUAUCCUGGACAACAUCCUGGCCGAGUCCUGCUCCAUCCAAGAUAUCUGGUAAUCACGCGUCGCCCGGUCCGCGUCUCUCUCGGUUUCAAUUUACGUCGUAAUUUGUCAUGGAAGAUCUGGAUAGUUACCAAUUUUCCUACGGUCGUUUCUCGGUUGGCAAAGUUCAUUGAAUCGUUCCUUUUUUUCUCUGUUGGAUUCCGCAGCAAUAGAGCCUUCUGCUAUAGCCAGCUGGAGUUACACAAACACGUGGUAAAGGACUGUGACAAGGCGCUGCAGAUCGAUUCCAACCUUCUCCAGGCUUACAUUCUGAAAGGUAGCAUCAUAAUUGUUAUCUCCGAUUGGUGAAAUGGCCGCCUAUUUUCUUCAGAAACCCGUCCCCAUUCUGUUGAAUGUAAGACGUGUUCCAGUUGUUCUGCAACCGAUUAUUGUAAAUGGAGAACCUAGAGGGUAAGACAUCGGAAGUCUCCCGACUUGCAACGAUGAACUCCGAGGGGAGGUGCUUUUCCCUCACGUACAGCAUAGUGAACAUAUCUUGACAGCAUUUGGACAUGACCUCCAUUUCUUGCUACCUCGAUGAAGGAUUUCUGGGCCAUCUGAUGACCUAUGUGCUACAAGUUUAUCAUCUAUUCAUUGUCACCUGAUCACUUGGACCAGUGUUGACCUUGUACAUGUCUUUUGGAGCAGAUUAGAAUAUGGAACAUUUUCUCACUCUGUUGACUAGAUAUUCUGAGAGAAAAGUAUGAUGAGAUAUUUUAGUAUGCCAGGCUCCGAAAAACGAUGGCUGUAUCUAUCAAUUUGGUUUUUGUUUUUGGACGAGUUUAGAGAAUUAAAAAUAGCUCUCGAAAUUGUGUUCAUCUGCCGCUCCAAUAUCCUAGCAGCUUAGAACCUUUGAAUUUGGAGUUCUUGGCUUCUCAAUGCAAGUUGUUUAAUAAGAUUAUUUACGCGGAUGUAUUCGAUACGUUUUAUUCUCCUGCAGUAACUGUCUUAGAUCGAGUCCCAGAUAUUACUAGCGGCUUCAAACAUUCAGAGUUAUAUAAUUAUAUGAUAGGCCUCUCUGCUUGAUCCCACAAGUCUAUAGUUGUAUUGAGAAACAACUGUGAAUAAACUCUUUACUGCUGUUUGCUUCAUAAUCCAAAUCUGGACAUCUUCAUAGUCUCCUCUUUCUAUUAUUAUUAACAUCAUUGUAGGCUGGUAAAGUAUCUGAGUCACUGACAAAACUCUCUGUUCUAUGUGACUAAUCCAGUAGUUAGUUCAGAAAAAUGGGAUGACGAUGCAAACCCAGUCAAGAAUCAUGUUAGACGUGCAGACUUAAUAGCAUUUAUCAUAAUUUCCUAGUUUUAAAUUUCUUGCAGCUACUUGGGUUUCAUUCGUGCAAUGAUUGCCUCAAAUUUGUUCAUUGAGACUGAUAUUUUGCUAUUAUCCGAUUAGCGUAUGAAUCGUUUAGAUUUAUAACUAUCAUUUGCAGGUCAUGCACUGUCAGCUUUAGGAAGAAAAGAGGAAGGCCUUCUUGUUUGGGAGCAAGGCUAUGAAAAAGCUGCCAACCAGUCUGCCGAUUUGAAGCAGUUUCUGGAGCUGGAAGAGCUCGUUGCUUCUGGAAAGCAGAAUAAGGCUAUGAUUUGCGACCAGCAUGUUGUGGACUCCCUUCCAUCUGCUUCCGAUUUGGUUAGCACUGUGGAUUCUAAUUCAGCCUCAUCUUCUUCAGAUACUAUUCCACUAGAAACCUCAAGCACAAUAUCAUCUUCCUCUGAUGUCAUCCCUCUGGACUCUAGUACCAUCACUUCUUUAUCAAAUGGUAGUCCUGUGAGCAACAAAAAAUCGAAUGAGACAAAUGAGACCAACUGGAAACCAGGUAGUCUGUCUGAAAUGUGCAACGUCCUGAAUGAUUCAGUCAAAUUCAGUAGGAAGGUCUCUUUUAAUGAUCUUCCAAAGAGCAAGUCAAUAAGCGUGGAUUUCCGGCUAUCUCGAGGAAUAUCACGGGUACAGAGCCUCACAUCUUUCUGUUGUUUUCUAUUAACUUUUAAUCAAAUUUGAGGUUUCAACUUUAACCGUUUUUAUGUUUAGGUACUUUGAAUGUGGUUGAACCUUGGUUCUGUGGCUUUAUGUGAUGCAGUUUCUUCAUUCAAUUCAAUUUGUUGAUUAUGUGUCGAAUCUAUCACUUUUUGACCAAGGACUUGUUAUGGGCUUUUUUUGGAAAACUAGCUUCGUCAGAAACUAGGGCAUAUGGGUGUAGGAUGAAAGAAUUCAGAUUGACAAUUGAGAGAAAUAAUUGGAGAUCAUUCGAGGUUGUGGAUUUUGAUCUGUUGAUAUUCCAGUUGAAAGACUUCCAUGGCAUAUUUCAUGGCAAUAUUUUGUGUGAUGCACAAUCUUGUCUUUUUUAUAAACGUGUCCAUCUAUAUCCAAUCUUGUCAAAUUAGUGGAGCCUCAGGGGGAUACCCAUACAAUGGUAGGCACAUUUUUUUAUUGAGAAGCAAUAAGCAUCAGGCGAACUUAACGACUGGAUAAUUCUUUCACUGGUAAGAGGACAGGUUCACUACACUCAAUAAGAAUUUGGUGUUUAGCUGUCUAUCAGGGUGUCAAAUAUUCUAGAGUGUACUUUUUUGACAGCAUUUGAUUCCGAGAGGAAUUUGCUUAGUAUAAUAUCGCCUCUACCGGAAAGCAUCCCAGUGUGGUAUUUACAUUGUCAUUUGCAUUGAAUACUUGUCUGAAAAGUGUACUAUUGAUUGGGCAAUUCAGGAGACACUUGGUUUAUUUAGACUUGAAAAUGACGAAGUGGAAACUUUUGAAGUGAGGACGUUCUGGUUAAGAUGAAUUGGGUUAUAAUUGCGAUUUUCAUUUUCGGAACCUGCAAUAGGAAAAAGUCCUUGAGUCUGAAGCUCUGGAUAACUGCCAUCUGUUGCAAGCUUACUCAGUUUAAAUGUUGAAAAAAAAAGAAAAGAAGAGUAUGCUUUAAAGACAAAGGACAUAUGUACGAAUGCUUAUUAAAAAGAGCUGAGAAUGGUUUUGAAUGUAAUCUAUGGCAGAGGCAGAAAACUUGUGAUCGAUAGCUGUACUUACAGCAGCGAACAAUGGAAGUAGAGAAGAUGAUAGGGACGAAGAAAAUAAGAAAGAUGAAGAGCACGUGGCAUACGAUAGAUAUGAAGGCUACAGUAGCCAGUGAAUUCUGUAAUCGACGAAGACUGAGCCAAUAUCUAGUGUGAUAGCAGUGGCAGCUAGGCCAUUCUUCGUCAUUUCUUCUUAUAUUCCAUAAGAAGAAGAAUAAUAUGUUUCACAGGAAGAAUAAUGUGCCUUCAUAGUCGUUCACUAAUGUUAGAAAAUACAUAGAGCUUUCUUAACUCGACACUUGACUGCCUUAUUUUGGAAAUUUGAACUUUAAUUCUUUUAUGAUACAGAGAUACCGUGCUUAACUUGCAUACAUUAGCAAAUAACGUUUCCCAGGUAGCUUCUUUUUUAUUUGUUUUCAAUUAUUUUGCAGGUAAAUGAGGGGAAGUAUGACAGUGCUGUAUCCAUAUUCAAUGAGGUUGUAUCUAUUUUUUUGCUUAUUGGAAGGUCAAUGCUGUGAAUUUUCUCUGACUUUCUGACAUUAUCAUCAUGCUUCCACAGAUAUUGAGGGAUGAUCCUGAGUCUCCUGAAGCAUUGAUCGGAAGGGGUACGGCAUAUGCAUUCCAAAGAAAACUCGAUGUGGCUAUUUCUGAUUUUACAAAGGUAAAAUAAGCUUUGUCCGUCUCAUGCAAGACAUUCCUGAAUUCUAUAUUUUUUUUAUGUGGUUAAAACGGUUUUUCCACUUCAGGCAAUAGAAGCGAACCCACUAGCUGGAGAGGCAUGGAAACGGCGAGGCCAAGCACGUGCUGCUUUGGGGGAACAUAUGGAGGUUUAUCUUAUUCAUUUAUUUAUUUAUUUGUGAAAAAAUACGUUCAGUAUUUAUUUUUGAUAGUGAUAUUUUAUGGUUAAGGGGAGCAUUGUGUUGCCAAAGAAGAUGAAAACUAGAUAACUGCCAGGAGAAAAGAUAAUUGAGAUGUCCUGCUAGAAAUGAAGAUUUUUUUCUGAACUUUUGGUUGCUAAUAGUCGAUUUUUUGAAACUUUUGGCGAUCUCUCUUUAACUGUUCUGUAAUUUCGGUCUCCAAAGCCAAACAUGCGUCUGUUUGCUAGAUUUUUUUAAUUAUGUUAAGUCCCCAUUUACUAAAUCUCAGUUAAUGCUUCAUGCCGUUUGAGGAGGUAAGAUUAUUACAUUCAGAAUUAGAAUCGGACUCUUGCUUCUUCUUUUUUGUUAUCACAGGAAUUUUUUUGGAAAGUAUUGUCAAUAAAACAUGUCUAUUGUCUGUAAUUCAUAUAUAUAUAUUUACAUAUAAUUUUUAAUUUAUGAAUAUUUAUUAUUUUAUCUCAUUUUAUGCUUGUCAUUAUGACAUGAUCACAGCGUCCCCAUUAUAUUCAAUAAAAUAAUAACAUGGUAGAUAUCUAGAGAAUAAAUAGAAAUACCAUUCUUUCCGGAUACUGGUUAGAAAUUACGCUUAUGUUUUUCAAAGAAAUUGUGCAGGAAACUGGGUAGUUUUUAAAAUCUUGGACUAGACCCCAUUCCACUGUCGUACAUUCCUUGUUAGAUUGACCUGGUGUAGUCCUACGCAUUUUGUUGAUAUAUUCACCUUGUCUAUUUUACAGAAAUUAUCAAUACUGUCUCAUAUCUGUUGUCCUUUCGUCAGGCGAUUCAGGAUUUGACAAAAGCAUUGGAGUUUGAGCCAAAUUCAUCAGAUAUCUUACAUGAAAGGGGUAAGUUCAGGACACUUACUUUUUCCCAUUGUCUUUUCUUAGACUUUAUAUUCUAGCUUUCAUAUCCGAUUUCUUCGUUCAUAUUUCACAUAAUCUCAAUUCUUCAUGAAACUAGAUAUUGGUGAAAUACAGUCCUGUUGGUCGGAGUUAGGUUAGGUACCGUAUUGGGAUGUCAUAAAAUGUGGAACAGCAUUCAUGACGACAAAACGAUCGACAAUGGGAUUACUUUGGCGAUAUAUAGCUUCUUAGAGUAUUGUUGUAUAGUAAGAAAAAUCCCUUUCUGAAAGAAAGAAAAAUCUCAUCUUAUUUUUUUUGAUUUCCUUACACAAACUUGCGUAUGUCUAAGACCGAAUCCUUUUGAUUUCUAAAAAGGAUUACUAAUCCUUAACUUUUCUAGGAAUCCUCUAUCAGUGGUUGUGGAUGAAUGACUUAAGGGCUAAUUAUACACGCCUGUUUAUCCGUCUAUUUCUUUUUUUUUCUACUUGAAGAAUUUGUGUUAAUAUUUUCUAAAGAAAUCUGUCGUUCUGUAUAAAUAUAAAGUCUUGGGUAGUAUAUCCUUGGCCUUCACAUUAUUAUGACGUUUUCCAGAUGAUUAGUGGAUGUGUACAUCACUUCAAGAGAAGGAUUUGUUCCUUGCUAGUGAGUAUCCGUUUGUAACAUCAUUUUUCUCUUAGGAAAGUCAUUACACUCUAUGUUAAGAGAGCAGACGAGAUAGUCUAUUGAGUGUGCAUGGAAGUUAGUUGCUCCAUGAUCACUUAACGGUGAAAUGGUGGCUCAUGCUAUAUUGUCGGGUACUUGGAGGGGAAUGGAUGAUUCGACAUUCGGUAGUGUCUGCGAUUUGCAUCUAGAAGCUGGCAGUUCGAUUUAUAUACCCUUGACUUAAGGUCUGUGGUGGGUAUGCUGGAAUUAUUGGAGUGGUUUGGCUAAUGGCUAUGUAGGUGUUGGCCUAUUUUGGUGCGUUUAGUUUGACUUCUUUUCGGAUGUAUACCUUGACCAAAUUAUAUUCCAUCAAUUGAUACUCGCUAGUACAUUUUUAAGUGAAUGCAUUAAGUUUAACUAUUCAGCUAAUUGUCGGCUACACAACUUCCUCCCAUUCGUUGUAUUGAUACCUAGAAAGAUGGCGGUUUGGAAGCAGGGGGUGUAGUCUUCUAGAAAGCAUGAAAACCUCCUAGGUAGUGAUGCAGAAGCUUCUAACUAGUGCUUAUAGCACGAAAACUGAAAGUUAAAUAAAACAAAGUGAGGGAAUAGUCUAGUUUUAUAGGUGGGUAAGAGGUUUCUGAGGGUAGUGGAUACUUUUGCAAGGUAUUGAUGAACGGGGUAAAAGUUAGAAAGAGAUAAAAGAAGAGAUUAAGGGGAGAUCAUUAAGAAACCAAAGGUCUAAACCUUGCAUCCACUCUUCCCAUACCUAUUUUUGAAUCUCACCUUGUGCUCAUGUCCACCACUCUAAUUGUUAAUUUCAUAUUAGGGAUGGCAUACUUGGUGAGGAAAUCAAAACGGUUGUGACGGGAAUUAUGAAUACCCAACGAUGAUAAUCAUCUGAUUAUGCAUUACAGAAAGUAAAGGAAAAUUUCACUAUACUUUUUUGUCUGUUAAUAAACUGGAUGCCAGUUACUUUCAAGAAAACUCUACUAAUUAUUGAUGCCUCACAAAUAAACUUUCAGGGAUUGUCAGUUUUAAAUUCAAGGAUUACAAUGCUGCAAUAGAGGAUCUCUCAUCAUGUGUGUUGCAUGAUAAGUGCAAUAAAUCUGCUUACACUUACUUGGUAAGUCAAUCCGGGAUUUUCUUGUCCCCUUAGUUGUUGAUUGGGACCUGAACUACAAUUUUUGAUGAAAGAAGUUGUUAAAAAAAUACCCUUUGCAUUUUGUUGCAGGGUUUGGCGUUAUCAGCACUAGGUAAGUAUAGUAGAGCAGAAGAAGCAUACCUUAAAGCUAUACAUAUUGACGAAACUUUCCUUGAGGGAUGGGCUCACCUAGCACAGGUAUUACAAUAAAAUCAUUGACUUUCUAAAUAUGCACCUUCUAAUUAUGUUUCUUCUCAUGGAUAUUCUUCACCUGUCAUUGCAAAUGAUGGAAAGCUUGCUUUCCUAUUUUAUUUUAUUCUCUCUUUUUUCUUUUAGAACGAAAUUAAAUGGUGUGAAAAUUCCCAGUUAAUAUUGAUAGGUCUAGCAGUUGUUGUGGAAUUUCUACUUCAUCAUUUUAGCGUAUUUUUCUAUAACAGUUUCCUGCAAUUUAUUUUUCACACGACAUGACAAAAUUAGAAACCCAUGAAGUCGGACUCUUUACAAUUAUGUAAUACCUUUCUGUCUCUUCUUAGUCUUGACGUACUUUUUAAAUACAUAAAAAAAAAUCCGAAAUCAAUGCACUUGCUUGUUCAAAACUUGCCGCCAUUAUUUGGAAAUCGCUAUUUUCUUUCCCGUUGAUGGUAGUUUGUUGUGUACCAAGGAACAAGGAGAAAAAGCCUGGUCUUUUCCUUCCGAAGGUUCGAUUUCCUAAUAUUGAUCACAAAAAUAUCUGUAUGCUUCUUGCUCGUUUAGCCUGGUUCACCAUCCAAUGCCUAAAUAAACUAUCAUUUUGUUCAAAUUUAGGAAAAUAACAUAUAUUUUGGUCAAAUUCAAGGAAAAUGAAAUGUCAUUCGGUCAAUUCCGCACACACUUGACAUUUAGAGGAAGGAUUUACUGUCAAUUAGCACCAGAAAAGUUAGAACACAUCAGCAGAGUUAAUGGAGCAUGCAAGUUAUCGAGUGAGGAAAUUUAAUGUCCUUAAAGAGAAAACACACUUGCCUGAGAUAAGUGAUGUAACCUGCUUUUCUGGGUUCUAAUCAACACCCAUAAACUAAGAAAACAUCCCACAUUCCUGUCAUAUAAAUGCUUUUACAGGAAGAAAUGAAUUCACAUCUUGGAGUAUCUUUUUUAGAUAGAAUGUCUUCCAAACUUGCUACAAUAAGUUUUCAUUGGCUCCGUACAUGCUCUUAUUUGUUCUUACUCUUCCCUUUAUAACCCUCAGAAAAUAAUUUCCAUGUCUGAUGUAGGUUGGUGUUAAUUGCUUAAAAACGUAACAUGCGAGAUAUGGGAUUUGGUGAACGAUGCUGAAGCAUCUACCCUUUCAUCCUUUUCAUGAAACUGCAUUCUUGUUUAAAUUUCGCUUUGAAGCCCAACAAUCAGUUUUAGAUAUUAUAUCUCAUCUUUUAACAGUAAUAUAGAAGUGAACGUAAGUUUCAAGAGCAUGUUCUAAACUGCAUAGUGCUUGUUUAAUUCAUGUUAAUCCAUAUCUCUAAUUGCUUUCGUAUUCAUUAAGAAAGUUUGCUCUGCAUGAUAGAACCUGUGUACUGAGAACAUUUGAUGCCUGGUGAUUGGGUGGCCGUACAUGGCAGUGAUUUUUUUUAUUUAAUUUUCUCUUAAUAUGUGUUCCAAAUAUUUCUGUCUUUGCUAUGAUUGUCGCUAUAUUUCUCAUGUUUUAAGGAUUCUUCUACCCAUUUGUUGAAUUUUUAUUCAGUAGCAAAAUAACAUUUGGAUAAAUGAUUCGUCCAUGAAUUCUCUAUGGACUUCCUGGGAAUAUGACUGAAGUUUAACCAACAUGUGCUGUAGUUUUACCAAGAUUUAGCAAAUUCAGAUAAGGCAUUGCAGUGCCUUAAGCAAGCCCUGCAUUUUAACGGAAGGUAUUUAUAUGGGGGAUCUUUGUUCUCAAGAUCUAUUCUGCAACGAUGAUUGGUUGACUCAUAUUCUUUUGUUGUUUUUCAUAUGCCAUAAUCUUUAGGUUUGCCAAGGCGUAUCAUCUCCGCGGAUUACUCCUCCAUGGAAUGGGCCAACAUAGGUAACAUAUUUUCUAUCCAUCGAGCUAGUCAUAACUAUUUUUUCUUUGAUGGACAAAGAUAUGGCGAAUUACAUAUGUAAAAAUUGAAGCGACUCCUUUUCUGUUGCCUCUGUUAGACUUUAUCCCAUCUUUUGGACUGUUGUGCCUGAUUGCUGACGUAACAGAAAUUUGAAGAAUUGAUAACCUGAUCACGUUUCAGCUGUGGUUGUAUAUUCUGAAAGCAAAAUCAUGACCUUGAAUCUGAAAGGAACGUGUCUUGGUUGAAAACUCCUUUCCCUGAAUCCACAGAAUGAAGCGAUUUCGCCUCUUGAGUCCACAAGAUCAAAAAUGGCUCCCUGAGUCCACAGGGAUAUUGGAAUCCACCAGUAGAAGGGGAGAACCUCCAAAAAGGAAGGGAGCUCGAAAAAAUUGAUUCAUAAAAACGUGCCUCCUUGGGGCUACAAGGGGGGACCUAUUUAUAGGCUGAAAAUUCGUUAUAACUAACCUAUAAAGGGGGGAAUCGGUUAAGAUCUUAGAAAAUAGGGAGAAGAAAACAAAAUACGCCUUCCUAUGAAAACGGAGGAUUCUGUUAGAAGGCCCCUAAGAAAUAGGAACGCUCUAAACAGAAUAAGGGAAAUUUUACAUGAAUAAAAUGUGCAAAUUGUAGGAUUUAGGUUCACUAAACAUGUGACCAAAUCUCUUAGUGGACCAUUUGAAGCUGAAUUUGGGCAGAAGAUAGUCUUCACGUCUCUUGAGUCUCUGAUUCAUCUGAGAUGGUCUAAAACUUCAUUGCACUUGAUUCUAUUGUAUUUUUAGCCUUUUCGAUGCAGAUCUUAUUACUUUCUCCACCUGGGUCAAAAACCUUCCAUUCCUCAUUUGACAGCAGUUUCUGGGCUACGUCAAUUGCCUCAUUGUUAUUUGAUAGACGUUGUACUGAAUACCUUGCGGUUAUUGGGACGCAACUAGGACUUAACACUUGCAAUUCUGAAGAGUUAUAUGGUUGCAUCUGUUGAAUAUUGGAAUGUAGGGCGAUCAUAGUUUAAUAAAGCUGUUGGGUAUGUCGACUGCUUACUGUGUAUAAGGGGUAGGAGUGUCGACAUUGAGGAUAAUGAUAAACAACAGGAAGGUGAUGGCUUGCAAGUUCGUCAAGCAUUAUUUUCUCUCCUCAAUGCUUUUCACUGAUUUUCACUCUCAUUAAUCUCCUUUGUAUGUUUGUGCCUGCAGCUGCGUUUUUAAAAUGAAUCUUGUUUGAUCUCCUGACUCCUCUGUAAUGUGGGCAUGUGCUGACAUCAGUACUUGGCUUUCAAUAAUCGGAAUCAACAUUAAGUUAGGGUAAAAAAUCUGAUAUAGAGAGAUAACAGUUAUUCAUAUUUGACUUGAUUACUCUACGUUCUUGUAGAGCAUAGAUGUCUCUGUACGCAUGCCCUGAAUGACCCUGAAGUUUAAAUUGAGAUCUUUGGUGUAUUAAUUUGUUGGUGUGGUUUCAAAGCAGAAGUUUAAUUCGGAAGCAUUCCGACAAGCCCUAAAAAAAUGUGAAUCAGUGUCUGAACUAGGGAAGCGGAUCAUUUAUGCCACUUUAGCAUGUCUUGUUGAUCAAAGUAGUGUUUGAAACCAAAAUUUUCCUUACAAUUAUUUCUGGGGAGAUCACAUCAAGUCCAAUGAAGAACGACUCUGUUUGGUUGUGCUACUCUUUUUUAGCGAAUAUAAUAUUGGGAAUUGGGAUUAUAAUUGUCUUUUUAGAGAAUUCUAGGGCUCUCCAUUGUCCUUUAUACAAUUACGGGGUCUGGGGCUCACCAGAAGCUUUCAGUUCUCUCUAAAUUUUUAGGUUGUGGACUGAUGUCUUUUCUCAUUUGGUUAAUAUUUAUCUUUUCUAGUUUUAUAUUUGAAAAAUUACUGUGCAGAUAUGAAGUUGCAUUGUGUCAUGCAGGAAUGCUAUUAAUGAUCUAUCUGCUGGGUUGAGCGUAGAAAGUUCGAACAUCGAAUGCUUGUACUUACGUGCCUCUUGUUACCAUGCCAUCGGUGAAUAUAGAAAUGCGGUAUUUCAUAUCCUUCCUUGAUUUUUUACCCCUUUCCUAAUUUAAUUUGCCUACAGAAGCACCCUGGCCUCUGCUUGGCUUGAUGAAUAAUUGAGGGAUUUCUGUAUGGUUUCGAUAAACAUUCUUAGGCAUCUCGGGCAUGUUCUUGGUUGUGUAUGUGAUCUAGUGCAGGAAUGAUGGGAAAAUGUAAUGAUAGAUGCUGCAUAGUUACGAGAAAUAAUGAUGGCAAUUUUCCUGUUUUUUUGGAAGAAACUACUAGUUUUUUAACAUGGAAUCCUCUUUAUCUGGUGAUAGUUGGCUGCUGAAUUUUUACAUUUUUAGUCCAGUCUUACAUGGUAUUUAAAGUUAAGGUAUCCGAUCACAUGGUCUCUUUUAGUGAAGCAACCUUAUAUGUUUUUUGAGGGGAUGAUAAAGUUUGAACAAAAGUAGCACAUGGAUUUUGUAGAAAGAAACUCUGAACAUGGUGUCAAUUUUCCUCGAUAAAAAACUCUCAUCAUGAAUUCAAGUUAUAUCACCGAAAGGUUUUACUAACUAGAAAUAUCCAUUUGAUAUCUUCUUACUUGUCUUUGUCAGGUGAAAGACUAUGAUGCUGUCCUGGAUCUGGAACUUGACUCUGUAGAAAAGUUUGUACUACAAUGUAUGGCAUUUUAUCAGGUAAAUUGAUGCGUAGCUUCAGUUUUCUAAUAUAUCUUAUAAAGUUCUGUUUUCUUGUGGUGGCUUUUCCCUCGUCAUUACAUUCUCAAAUUUUACUUUUUCCUUUUCUCUUGAAAUGUUGACGAUCAAACUAGGUUUGGUGCACUGGAAAGACCACCCUUGCACCCAUGGAGAAAAUGUUAUUUUUUUUCGAAAUGAUUAUUUACAAAGGGGAAUUGUCUGGUAUUUAUACCAGUCCUUGGAAGGUUCUAGAUACAGCUAUCAUCAAGCUGGCGAGUAGAUGUCAUCCAUUCCCAGCUUAAGGAUAAUCUUCUGUAGUUGUGUGCGAGAGAUACCCUUGGUAAGCAUGUCUGCCAGCUGAUUGUGCGUAGAGAUAUAUGACAUACAAAUCAAAUUUGCUUCCAACGUUUUUUUGAUGAAAUGAUGACCAGCCUCCACGUGCUUAGUACGAUCAUGUUGUACUAGAUUAUGCACAAUAUUAAUUGUUGACUUAUUGUUGUAGUAAAGCUUCAUAGAACCAGUUAGAGAGAUUUAGCUCAUCAAGUAAGAUCUUUACCCAAAGUAAUUCACACACACCAUGGGCAAGUUCUCUGAAUUUAGCUUCAAUACUUGAAUGGGUAAUCACAUUCUAUUUCUUACUCCUCCAUGUAACAAGGUUGCCUACAAUGAAUGUGAGAUAUCUAGAAGCCGAUCUUUGGUUAAUCGUUGAUCUUGCAUGGUCUAUAUCCGUAAAUAUUUCAAUCUCUACUUCCCACUUCCUGUGAAGAGAACUCCUCUGUUCGGUGUGCCUUUCAAGUAAUGUAGUACUUGAUAGCCGUAUGUAGAUGAGAUUCUUUUGGCGGAUGCAUACAUUCUCUCAAUAUAGCUACUACAUAAGAGGUAUCUUGUAGGUGUCAGAUAGAGUAGUCAACCAAUGAGACGUUUAUACAUCUCAAGGUCGACAAAAGUCUCUUCCUCUACCAUACAGAAUUUGAGAUUCGGAUCAAUGGGUAUGCUAGCUGGCUUAAAUGCCAAUUUCCUUGUAUCCUUCAACAGAUCCAUUACGUACCAUUUGUGGGGAGGAUGAAUCGUUAGAGCAUUUGUUUCUUGGAUGUUCAUUUUUCUUACAACUUUUGGAAACACAUCUGCAUAGAGUAGACACCCAAUGGCUGAUGCUUGGGAUAACAUUGGAGCUGUAUAACGACUGGUAUUGAUAGUAAGUACUGUAAGGAAGAGCCACCUCAUUAGAUGACAAGGUACUUUGUUAUGGACUUUAUUAUGCAAACUUCAGGGAGCAUGGUUUGUAGAAUGGCCUGCCACUUUUUUGGUAUAGACCAUGAAAAUAUUGUAUCAAGAGUGUUCAUAUAUAUUUGUAUUCCUCGUUUAAAAUUCAACAUGUUUUCGGUAUCAUCCACUUUCAAAAUUUGGGCCAGGGGGUUUACCGUUCAGAACUGAGUUAUAGGAUUAGAAACAAAUAUAUAUUCUGGCCAAAAUCUUGGAACUUUAAGGAGACACCAUCUCGGAAUUCUUGAGUAAGUUGUCAUUGUUUUAGAUUCUUACUUCCUUUAGCUGAUCAGAAAAAAAUGUGUUCAGGUGGGGUUCUCUCUGAAUUUUUUGUUUAUCUUUCUUCUAUUUUUCUAUCUUUCUAUAUAAAAUAAAAAAUGGAAAGAAGACACGAAAGUUGGUGUGAAAUUUAUGGGACCUUGUCCUAAUUCAAUGGCAGCAGAGAGAUGGUGCUUUUCCAAACCUACCAUUUUCUUCUUUUCACUGUGGUGUCUAUCAACGUUAUUUGUGAUAGCCAUAUCUUUGUUGUUUCGGGAAAUUUUCCAUGAAAGGCAUAUUUCAGGGUUUGGACCCUUGGCAGGUAGGAUGGACCGAUUCAAUGAUGGCAGAUGUAGUGGUCGAUUUUGUCUUUUUUAUGUCAUCUGUUUUAUUUUUAAAGGAUAUUUUCACCAGGUUGUAAAGAUUUACAUCACUCCAUAAUGUUCCAUGGUUGUAGUCCUGUAAAGCAGUGGCAUUUAGGUAGCUGCAGGUCCCCGUAAGUCCGUGCUUUGUCUCUCUUCUUGACUGUCCAUAAUUGAAUAGGCCAUUUCUGCUUGGUUUAGAUUCUGAAUUUUAGUCAUAAGGAUAAUCAUAAGGACAUUUCUGCUUGCUUCAAUUAAUGAUGUUCUUGCACUAAAUUUCAUCUGUCUCUUGGAAUAUUUUUUUUCUCUGUUAAUGUGUAAUAUCUUUAGAAGUCUAAAGGCCUUAAAUUUUCUUUUCUUAUUCCUGUCAUCUUGUCUUUAUUCAAUUUCUCAGGCAAGCGUCUGACACUGGGAAAUGUAAUUUGAAAUUUAAUGCAGAAGGAAAUUGUUUUAUAUACUGCCUCCAGGGCCAACUCUGAGUUCUGCUGGUUCGAUAUUGAUGGUGACAUUGAUCCUAUAUUUAAGGUACUAAAAUGUAAUCUUUUUCUACUUAGUUGCACAGUGGAUUUUGCAGGAUUCAAUGUCAAGUCAGAUACCAUUGUACGUAGUAGCACCCUUGGAAUGCAUGUUCUGAGAACCCUUCACAUGCUUUUGACCUACAUGGGGAUGAAGGUGUAGAGAUCUUGUAAUAGUUGAAGGAUUUAUGAUUAUCAUGGCUUAGGGAUUCAUUAGAAUUUUCAGUUAGUGACCAAAAUAUCUUGUCUCUCUGUCGUCAAAGUUCUGAAGCUGUGCCUACAAGGCAUUAUUUGCAGGGAGUGUUUUUCUCUUCCCUUUGCCCAUAGUCUAUUGUUUUUAUUCCCGUAUCCCUACUGCUGUAUCUAUCCCUUUAUCGGCUUUAUCUUCUCUGGUUCCGUUCAAUUUCUUGGUGAUUUCAUCAAAGAAUGGAAAUCUAAAAAUAAAAUACUUCUUUUGUGAGUGAUGAUUAAUAAGAAUUUGAAGAGGAGGGAUAGAAUAUAAGGGAGAACAAUAGGGUUCGUAGAGGAGAAGUCACACAAAGCGCACUACUGGAUUGGGGCAUUUGUUCAUCCCAUAAGAGUAAACAGUACCCAUGCAUAGCACAUGAGAAUAUGGAUAAAAUGGGAAGAACGAGGAGAAAAGUCCGAUAAUGAAUUAUUGGGUCAAUGAUCCUCAAUAAUCCAUUGACAGCUACAGUACGAGAGCAGUCUUCAGCAGUCAUGAAGUAACUUCUUUUGGGUUUUGUUAUCAAAAUUAUUGUGUUUCAUGAUAAAUUGCCGUUGUGCAGUUGUUUAACCCAUUUCUUAGUGUUGUGAAACUAUUAUUCAAGCUGUUAAUUUUAGCACUUCUUUUCUCUUGGGGCGUAAUUUGGCCCAGUGUCUACUAGUUGUGCUUGGCAAUUUGAAUUAUAAAACCCUAGUCCUCUUAGUCUUCUUAUAGGCUUGCAAAUUGGCUUUGCUUCAGCCCGAUUAAUGCUUCUUCUUUUGGCUUAUCAUUUGUGUUUUUGUUGUUGCUUCUUGUCACUGGUAAACUAUGCUUCAAGUAUGGGAACCACAAAUAUAUCUGUGGUUUGAAUUAUGCUCUGGCUCAAGGAUGAUGGAAUCUUGGACGAAAAAAUCGAGCAUGAUGUUGGUAGAAUGGAAGAAACCCGGAACACAGAACCUCUGUCAGAAAAGGGUUGGAUUUUUUUUAAAAAUCUGGUCGAAUAUUUGAUUAGGAUCUUGUAUUUUGGACAGUCGAAAUUUGAUUUCGUAGGUGAGGAUCAUGUAGUUAAUGCUCCAGUGUAGUUUUACAUGAGGAAAGACAGUGCGUGGAAGAUGGGAUCCUAUUCCCCUUUCAAACCAAAAUCUUUACUUGGAAAGCAAUAUGCAUUCGGAGCCAUAUAUUUUCCAUUUCUUUGAAUAUUUAUCUUUGGAAAAUGGCAGAUUGCAUGUGGUCUCAAGGGGUGUUGGUUUGAGAGGAUUGUACAGGGCAUUACUAAUGUGGUAGUUGUACGGUGUCUUAUAUUAUGUUGAUGGAAUAUUGGAAUAUUUUAUUUAUAAUUGUAGUAAAUUAAUCAUUCAGCUAAGGAAUUUCUUCAUGAUGUUAAUGCACAUCUAUGUUUCGAAUUCUCAUAUAUCUUCGUUCCAAAUUUCAGGAGUACUGGUGCAAGAGAUUGCAUCCCAAGUAUGUGUGUGAAAGAGUUUUCAGGCAAACUCCUCUUGCGGAAACUUUGAAAAAGGGUCGCCUUAGAAAGCAAGAUUUUAUCAUUACUAAGCAUAAGAGUAUUCUACUACAAGCAGCUGAUUUGGUUGGCCAGAAAAUUCAAUACAAUUGUCCAGGUUUCUUGUCAAAUAGGCGUCAGGUAAUGUGGCGUAAACUUGCUGCUGUCAUACAUUUCUUUGUACUGCCUAUUAAAGGCAAUUAUACUUCUUGCAUGGGAGUUUCAGGUUGAAUGUCCCUGUGGACACUCUUCCUUUUCCUUUUUUUUUAUUUCAAGGUCCUUGGAGGUGAUUCAAGGGAAGGCCCCAAUUCAUGCUAAAAAGAGAAAGGGAUUGACAAAGUAUGUGUUGGACAGAACACAUAAUUUGGAGUUCGAUUCUUAGUUAUACCGUCUGAGUUUGUUGGUUUCCUAGUUUUUAGGCAGUUUCCUUGUUUUGUGGUCUGUACAUGUGCACAACAGUCAUCUGUGAUGUGAAUACGAGUUGAGUUUGCACUGUUCACGACAUGGAAUCAGAGCCAGAUUGUAUUCUCUGGCUUCCAGAGGAUCUAGGGUUUGCUGCCACAUGAACACCUGGAUCGUGACGUUUUUCUUCUCUUUUGCAGCCUAGGGUUGCCAUUGAUUUCGUUGUCAGCAAUCACAGUAGGUUGAGAUUCCCUACUCUUGUUUGCAAAACACUUUUUUGAUCAUCGACCUUCAUUGUUGAUCCUUUCAGCCUUGAUUGCUGUCACCAAAUCUGUUUUUCUAACAACACCAAUCCUUUCACUGCAAGUAGCUUUCAGUUUUUCUAUAGAUGUCAGAAAUUGUAGAGAUGACCGCUACAACACAAUAUGAGGGGUUUGUACGGUUUCAGGAAUCUGGAGAAUUGCCGGGCGUUCAAGCUGCAUAUAGACUAGACAGAAAAAAAAUCCUGAAGUGGUCCCAAUAUGUUUGCACUGUGCUGAAAGGGAAGGAGAAGAUCAGCCAUCUCACAGAUACAGGGGCAAAACCAGAUGAUCCUAGGUUUGAGGCAUGAGAUGAAGAAGAUUCCAUGAUUAUGGCAUGGUUAUGGAAUUCAAUGGCUCCUGAGAUUAGUGACACAUUUAUGUUCUUGGCUAUAACCAAGGAUAUCUGGGAUGCAAUCCAACAGACAUAUUCUAAAGCUAUAGAUGCAGUUCAAGUCUAUGAAGUAAAAGGUGAAGACAAUGGCUGCAAAACAGGGAAGGAGAACAGUUACGGACUAUGCAAAUCAGUUGAAAGUUUUGUGGCAAUAAGUUGACCAUUAUAGGGUAAUUAAAACAAAAUGUCAUGAGGAUGUAGCUAUCCUAAAAGAUUUAAUUGAGCAAAACAGAGUCUAUGAUUUUUUUUAAAGACUCAAUCCAGAAUCUGAUCAAGUAAGAAUUCAUAUUCUCAGCAAAGAGGAGGUUCUCUGCUUUAAUGAGGUGGGGGCAGUGAUUCGAGGAGAGGAAAUCAGAAGCCUGAUGCUCGAAGCACAAGGUAUCGGCAAUGGUGGCUGGACGUGGCAAUAAUUCAACCACACACGUAGAGAGAGCACGGGUUGAUAGAAGUGGAAACUCCAUACAAAUGAAGCCCUAGAAUCGCGACCAUAAGGAUACCCUUUGUGCCCUUACUAAAGGAGGCAUGUCAUUCUCGUGAAUGGUGCUGGAAGCUUCAUUGGAGACCUCUGAGUUAAGAAUGGGGACAGAAAAAAGAGCAGUCGAGGAACAGUGGUCAAGCCCAUGUCACGAUAGUGCAACAUAUUAAACAGCACCAAUCACGAUGAGAUCAAGAGGGUGAGAUCUAUUAUUGACACUCUUGAUAGACCCUGGGAAGAUAUGCGGAGGAAAGACUCAACUCGUAUUCACAUCAGAGAUGACUGUUAUAUACGAGUAUCAGGCUCACAAAACAAGGAAACUACCUAACAAGUAGGAAACUGACAGACUAGGAAAAGAACCAAAAACCGAACUCCUAAUUAUACAUUCUUUCCUGCAGUAUGAACGGUCAUAUAAUGUUAAUCGAAUGUGCAAAGAAUAAUCUGUCAGUUCAUUGCAUUGACGGAAGGAGUUUUUGGGUGGGAAUGCAUAUUUUAUGCGAUGGCUUCUGGCAGCACCCAGUGGCAGUAGUUGACAGAUUUCAGGAGUUCGAUUUUUUUCCUCCUUUCUUUCGAUCUUGUUCCUUGUGUGGCAGCGGAACUGUGAAAAACCGGUCAUUCCAAUUAAAAGGUGGUCAGCUAGAUCAGCCAGAAGAUCGUCCAGUUCUACUUGAUGUGGUCUCUUUUCUAAUUCUCAGGGAUUGCGCCAAAGUUGGACUAGCCAAUCUAAAUAUGGAUCAUCUGAUUCCAAGUAACAACAGUUGGAUUCCCCUUCAGAUGAAAUCAGAUUUGAUAAGUUACUGCAUUUCUUUCCUUGGUUUGUAGUUUGUAAAAGAAGAAAUUUUCCCUCUGAAAUUCUGAUUUAUCAUCUCAGUGUAUUAAUGAACAUUUUUUUUGAGAUAAUGGUCACAUGACAGAAAGGAAAGGAUAAUUAUCAUAUCUGUUUUGAUCUUUAUAAUGAUCUGUCUCUGCGUUUCUUAUUUUCAGUCUAUUGCCAAACCUUGGAUUCUUAAUCCAUCGCUCUCUUGAUAUUUAAUAACCCUCUGAAGGUCUUGAGUCUCUGUUUUAAACCCGUCUGCUUACCACAUCAAAGAUUCUGAUGAUCUUUAUUUUUUUGGGGUUACUUUGCAGGCUUUUCCAGACACUUUACUUGCAAUAGUUGGAAUGUUUUUUGCAUUAGCCAGUAUUACUAAAAAUCUUCGGCCUGUAAAUAAUUGCUGCUUAUGGCCUAUAUUUCUGUAAUAAGUUUUUGAGGAUCUCCCCGGAAGUUAGUAAUUAUUUAUCUGCUUCUUCAACCUUGUGAAUUGACAUGAACUUUAAUGACAUCCGUAUCUAGCGGGCGAAAUGGAAUUAGAUGAGUCCUGGUGAUUUGUUGUCCAUCGGGUUUUAAUAAGAGGCGAAUCAUAUAGAUCAUUCUGCAGUGUCGAAUAAGAUCAAUGAGUUUACUCUGUCCCAAAAGAAACUAUGCGUACCCCAAAAGAUACAUUUUGGGGUUCCGAUUUAACCAUGUUAUGUUAGGGAAAUCGGAGUUUUCUCUGUGGAGGAUUUCAUAAUGAACGUUUCUUCAUCUAAUGACUUCACUAGACUGUCUUUACAACAAAUUUGGUUAGACUACAGCACUACCAGCUGAAGUGUUAUUCAUGGCAAAGUCAUUUAUCCCCUAGAAUCUUAGCACGUCUCAGAACUUUUUCCUCAUCAAUUACUAUCUAAUCCGAGAGCGAAUCUAUAUCCUUGUCCUGUCAGUAGGCUUUCGCACCUGGUGCUUCUAGUUCUCCAUAUAGCUUUCGCAUGAUAUUCGAUUUUAUCAUGCUCAUCCUCUCCUAAAGCAACUCUAAUGUUUCUUUUUUCACUACCUUCUGCUAGGAACUUUUUAUGUGCAACUUUUCCCAGAUUUUCCCAUCUUUCAGGAUGGUGUUUUCUAUGAAUUUUGUUUCAUGAUGGUUUUAAAAAAUAAUUGUUCAUAAAGUUAAUUCGAUUGCAUGAUAUUAGUUAAGGAUUGGUAGUCUUCAAAUGUUUUCGUAUUUUUAUCGAAAAUCCUAGUUAUCGAAGAGUAUGAUGUUGAAGGGUUGUCCAAUUCUAUUUUCACUUUGCAAAUAUGUAGCAUUCGUGUGAAUGACAUUGCUAUCCAUGAAUAGUGUGAAAGGUUGUCACAGAUUUUCUGUAAAUUUGAAGGAAUUGAGGUCUGUAACGUGAUAGAAAUUGUGUGUGAUUUUCACUCUAAGAAUGCGUGAAGUCGUUGUAGUGCAGUGAGAUAUGGAAUCAUUAUGACUUUAUAUAUAUUAAAAAUCAUUUUAGUUGUUUGUAAUUGAUUUUUCUAGAAAUAUGUUAACAGCACCGAAUGGCGGGACUAGCUGCUAUUGAGAUUGCUCAGAAGGUUUCAAAAAUUUGGCGUUCUCUUCAAUCAGACUGGAGGCUGUCUAGUAAAAAUGGAAAACAAAAUGGUAAAAAAACGAGGAGGAAAGAGAAAAUCAGUUCGUCCAGUGUUCCUAGCCAAAACAGGGGUGGUGCAUGCAGCAGUAGCACUGGUUCCCCAGAAACCGCAUCUUCCCAUAGUUUCCCUGAAGACAGAUCAGGACCAGGGCGCUCUAUGUCAUGGCAAGAAGUGUAUUCUAUUGGAGUUAAAUGGAGACAGAUUUCUGAGCCCUGUGACCCGGUCGUUUGGGUUAACAAACUAAGGUAAAUACGGUUGACAUUAUGUGGCAAUAUCAAUUUACUUUUAUAUUCAUGGAUUUAUUUUCUUAUUCCUUUUGCCGAUAAUAAAAUGGCUCAAUUUCUGGUAUUCAGUGAGGAAUUCAAUUCUGGUUUUGGGUCUCACACACCAAUGCUUCUCGGACAAGCAAAAGUCGUCCGCUACUAUCCAAAUUAUCAAAGGUAUGAGGAAUUUUUUUUCUUAUCGAUGGAUAGACGUUUGGAAAAUAACUCAUUUCUGUCUAAGAAUGCAGGGCACUUGAUAUUUUAAAAUCAGUUAUGAAGGAAACCAUGUGCGUAUUCAAUGCAGAGGAUAAGCCUAUUCAUCUGUCUAAACCUGAUCUGCAAAAGGUUGGUACAGUGAGCUGAAACAUUUAAAGACCACUCCAUCCGAUGUUUAAUCUGGGAACAAAGUAAAAAUAAGAGUUAGAAGCACAUGACUGGAUCUAGAAUGGUCAUUAUCAAGAAACUUUCACAUGUACUGUAUUUACGAAAUCCCAUCUUAAAACGAAUAAAAAAAUUAUGGUGGAACAUUUACGCUGAUAAUUUUUUUCCCUUUAAACGCGUCCAUUUAUUAUUUGUCAUUAUCCUAUGUUUCAUUCCUAAAUCGUAUUACGUCAAUUUUUAUUUAGACACUUACUAGUUUGCAAAAAUUCCAUGUUAGUUUCUUCUUUCAGUGUUAGUAGUUGUGCUCUGUUUUAGAUUGUUGUGUAGUCGUGGAUUAUCUAUGCAAAGUUAUAUAUCUUUUUAGAUUUUAUCAGCUGUAAAACUCAUUUUCUAUAAAAGUUAAGGUUGAUGACACUGCAAAUUUCUUAAAUUUUAUAGCUAAUAUCUUAAGGGAUUACCAUUUUCAGAUAAUAAAUGCAAAAUCUUGCUCUGAUAUUUAUGGUGUUAUUGGUGAAAGCUUUUGGGUGGCAACGAGUUGUGAGAGUACUGCAUUUGACGGGUAAUUACGUUCAGGACAAUUCUUUGACUCCUUUGUCUUCUUGUACUUACCUCCUCGUGCUAUGUAAUAAGUGUACUACAUUUUUUAUGAUCGCUAAUCUUUAUACGUUGGAAACAUUUCAGAAAGCUUCUCGACGGGACAAGGAUCACUCUUCAAAAAAUGUAGGGUAAAAGUGAACUUUCGAUCUCAGUGAAGGCGUCACCUUUUUUUUCCCAGGUCUGUGAUACUUUGUGAAUGAAAUGCAGGGAUACAAGAGGAUUUGAUUUUGCAAUUAGAACACCUUGUACACCUUCCAGAUGGAUUCAGUACGAAACAGAAAUGACGAGUUCAUGGGAGGUAAGAUCAAGCAUCUUGGGAACUGCUUGGCUGGCUUUUUGUGGCAUGAUUUACAUUGCAAUCUCACUCAAUAAGGAUUUCGUGUCACUUGUGUUAAAGGACUUUUGCUACCUAGUCCAAAACCGUUUGGUGUUUCGUGGUAUAGUCGGGCGAACUUUUAUCACAGGAUUUAUCUCAUCCCUUCCAUUGUACGAUUAUUCUAAUAGAAUACUCUCACUUGUGAUUGUUGACUUGACUUCCUACGGUUUUCUCAGGAUGCCGAAUUCAUUAAAAAAAAAAAAUGGAGCUCUGAUUCCGUGCCAGCUUUCUCAAAGUCAAUACCCAUAGAUUUAGUAUGCUCAUUAUUUAACCAGUACUUUGGUCAUUGCCUCCAAUUCGCGAGGACUCUUAACAGUUAGAUGGAUUGGGUUUCUUGUUUUUCCCUGGGAGCUUGUCAUACCUCGGCUAUUAAAGUAGCUUACAAUGGAUCGGAGAUCUCACUGGUGAAGCAAUCAGAAAAGAUUUCUCUGUUAAGGAUGGUAAUGGAAAAUGAUGGAACCUCGGAUAUUGGAUGAGUAAGUUGUUUGAAGCUAUUAUUGCAGCUGGUAUCAAUGAUGAGGAGGCAGUUAUACUCAUGAUCUCCUCAAUAGGGAUGCUAAGCUGUUGGAGUCUGUAUUCUUGAUAUCUAUUAUUAGGGAUUAGGAGUUGACGAACUUAGUUGUGCAUUAUUUUACCGUGGUUAAUGUUGUAGCAUUCAAACGAAUUAUCUUUGUUCAUGUGAAGUCGCAAUUCCUGUUCAGAAUUUCGCUUUCUUGGGGAUAAAUGACACUUACUUUGGUUCAAGUGGAUUCAUACUAGGUCCUGUGAUGUAGGGGAAGAGUCAUUGGCUACGUAGUUAUCAAAUAACCAUGCACGAAUAGGAUUUAAUUGAUGUAUUUUGUGGCACUAACCAAUGUUGCAAGAUCCGACCUUCAUUUGGAAAUUUUCUGGACUCAAUAUCUUUCACUGAUUAGAAUAUAAUGACAAUACGCAAGAGCAAAAAUUUGAUCUUUUUUCAAAGAAAUUGUCAGGCCUCAGGUGCCAAUUGAGAGGAUGAAUCCUGGGAGACGUAAAUCAGUUCCUUAUCAAAAGCAUUUUUCCUCUCCAUAAUUUUCAAUUUCGGUUUCUUUUUUUCAAGAUGAAACUUAUUGUAAUGUAUCCUUCAAACGUAUGAACGUGAUCUUUAUUCACGAACCUUAAAGAUUAUUCUAGUAGACCAGAUUCUUGGUUCCACGACCGAGUCCAUGUUUGAUGUUUGGCUAUUUAGUCUUCAUUCAUUCUGUUCUUUUGAUUUUUGGGCUCCGACCAAGUCAUCUCAUCUCUCAGAUCUUCGAAAUCCUCAUCCUGUUGACUUUCAUCUCCUGCAUGUGCAGGCCAUUUGCAACGCUUAUUCCGGUGAAAUAUACGGGUCAACUGAUCUGGCUGCUCUAGAGACCGUGAGGGAUGCCAUUCUGAGGAUGGCGUACUACUGGUAAAACAGGAACACCCGCGUGAGCGAUAGCCGUCUGACAAAGUCAACGGGCCGGCAUCUGAUCUGAUCACCUGCAGGUACAAUUUCAUGCCGCUGUCAAGAGGAACCGCUGUGGUUGGCUACGUGGUCCUGCUGGGGCUGCUCCUCGCAGCCAACAUGGAGGUAUCGGGGAGCAUCCCGCAAGGCGUUCAAGUCGACUGGGAGGCCAUUCUGUCCUCCCAUCCUGAUGCCUUCUUGGAGUCCGUCAAGCCAUGGCUGUACCCAUCCAUCAAAGUCAACACCUCAUGGAAAGAUCUUCCCGACGUAUCGUCAACCCUCCCCACGACGGGGUCUGUCGUCGCCGCUUUAAGUUCCUACGACGAUUAA